AUGCUUCCCGUCUGGCUUUCCGGGCCACCUUCUCCGCCCGUCACGAUCGCGCAUGACUUCAACAUGUGGCGGGACUACUUGAACCUGUCAAAGGUUCUUGGCGAAAUCAUUGAGGAGCACAGAAGGGGGUCCAGGAGCCUCCUAACCUGUGAGACGGCAGAUCCCUGCCUGCCAGGGACCUCCCUUCAAAUGUCUCCGGGGGACGCCUCGAGCCCGAAGUCAUCGGGGUGGAACAGGAGCAACGGCAGCAGCUGUCCUCAAAGUGGGCAGAACGGGGCGGCCACCCCUCAGACGCCCGGCAGAUUCAUAUGCAACUUCUGCAGGCACAAUGGGGAAUCCAAGAGGGUCUACUCCUCCCACUUGCUGAAGCAAGCGGAUGGAACCGUGCUGUGUCCCAUCCUGCGCAACUACGUCUGCCCGGUGUGCGGUGCCACGGGCGACGGUGCCCACACGCUGAAAUACUGCCCACGCAAUCAAGAGAAGCAGUCCCUCUACUGCAAAGGCGGGCGCAACUCGGCUGGCUUCGUAGUGAGACGGUGA
Molecule: messenger RNA, 540 nt
Organism: Chrysemys picta bellii (western painted turtle)
Lineage: Eukaryota; Metazoa; Chordata; Testudines; Emydidae
Gene: NANOS2
Product: nanos C2HC-type zinc finger 2
Biological process (GO): negative regulation of translation; oogenesis
Cellular component (GO): perinuclear region of cytoplasm
Molecular function (GO): zinc ion binding; mRNA binding
Source: RefSeq, a predicted model, not a curated record